Molecule: messenger RNA, 959 nt
Organism: Erpetoichthys calabaricus (reedfish)
Lineage: Eukaryota; Metazoa; Chordata; Cladistia; Polypteriformes; Polypteridae
Exons: 6
Coding region: 80-955 (291 amino acids)
Source: RefSeq, a predicted model, not a curated record
CAGCUGGUGUAAACCAGAAAUGCCCAGAGCCGCUGUUCGCUAAAACCUUGACUGCACAUUUAAGGAUGCUCUUUCCGUCAUGCUGCUUCACCAAAUUACUUUCUUUCUGGCUUUUUCAGCCGGUGGUGGAUCUGUAUACCAGUUUCCAGGCUCUGUGAUCGAGAAGUCCAGGAGCAGCGUAACCCUUCACUGCAACAUAGAGGAUACCAUACUCUACUGCUACACCGUUGUGUGGUUCAAGGUACCACGAUCAUUCCCUACUCUGUCCUUGCUUGGUGAUGGCAAAAAGUAUAACACAACGAAAGGAAUGCAGAAGAUUUGCUCUCUUACAAUCUCAGACCUGCAGACAAAUGACUCUGCUACUUACUACUGUGCCAUCGCGAACGAUUCUAAAGUCUAUUUCGGGAACGGCACCGUUGUGCUGGUGGCAGAACAGCCUGCCAAGCCCACUUCAAUGGAUAUCCUAGAAUCUCAUGAUGAAUCUCUGUCUCAAGUAUUGCUACUCUGCCUUGUGUCAGAAGGAAUCUUUGAUGAUCCUCAUCUUUACUGGAUCAUAGGUGGCAAUAUCAUAAAAGGAAAUACAGAUGUCAGUACGCAGUUCGUUCAGAACGUGGUAGUUAUUCCUGCAGAUAUUUGGCAAUCUGGAACACCAUGUACCUGUGUGUUGGAAACAACAAAUGGCAUGACUCUGAACAAGACAGUGACACACAAUGCAGGCUUUAUGAAUGGAUGCUCUGCUUGGUUUUCUGCUCUUGCUGGAGUCUCCUUACUGCUUCUUAUUUUAUUAAUAACUGUGGUGACACAAUGCUGCCUGCUACAUAGGAAAUCAGGGACAGGGACACAAAAUACUGGAGAAAUGGAAGUGAAAUCCAGGAAUGUGAAAAAGAAGAGCACGGUGCUAACAGAAGUGCAGUAUGCCAGUCUGGAGUUUAAAUCCAGAGAACACCGUAAAUGAAACA